Molecule: messenger RNA, 1539 nt
Organism: Odontomachus brunneus
Lineage: Eukaryota; Metazoa; Arthropoda; Insecta; Hymenoptera; Formicidae
Gene: vnc
Product: N-alpha-acetyltransferase 10
Exons: 2
Coding region: 632-1186 (184 amino acids)
Biological process (GO): N-terminal peptidyl-glutamic acid acetylation
Cellular component (GO): NatA complex
Molecular function (GO): protein-N-terminal-glutamate acetyltransferase activity; protein N-terminal-serine acetyltransferase activity
Source: RefSeq, a predicted model, not a curated record
CUUCAUUUUCAAAAUGGCGUGAGAAGGUUGCGCGGCUGGUAGUGGUGGUGAUCGUCGUCGUCGUCGCCGUCAUCGUCGUCGCGAAAAGUCCCUCCUUAGUUCCGGUGUAGAUCUGGCGUACGCCAGUUACCGUUCUCGUACAACGUGAUAGCCGUGGAGAACGUGGAGGAGGGCGAGGAGGAGGAGGAAGAAAGCGAGAAAAGGAUUAUGCCAUUAUUCGGCGACGACGACGUAGCGUAGGUGCUUCGAGCUUUUAGUUUUGUUUCCUGGCCUAUCACGGAUUUAACAAUGCGGGAUAUUUUCUUGGCGGCGUUUUCCGUGGUGUCCAGUCUAGUGAUUGUGUUCAGCCUCGUCUUACUGGGUUGGUAUCUGGUUUGGAAGUUCUUCCUGUCGCGAUUCCGUUUUGUGAGAGAGUUACUUGGUGGUAUGGGCGAGUCGUCUUCCGUUACGGACUUAAAGAACGGUCGCUCGCGCAUCAAGAAAAUUCGGCGUGAAUAAAUCUCGGACGAUAGGGCAGCUUUUAUCACAAUACAACGACGUUUGUGUCGGUGCGCGUUGCGUAAAAAUCGCGUCAAACCAAUUAGACCGUGACAACAACUCGUGACGAAAUCACAUCUCCAGAUUCCCCAGAAUGUCAGUAAACAUACGUUGCGCAACUACUGAUGAUUUGUUGAAUAUACAGCAUUGUAAUCUACAAUGUCUACCUGAGAAUUAUCAGAUGAAGUAUUAUCUGUACCACGCUCUGUCCUGGCCACAGCUGAGCUACGUGGCCGAGGACGAGAAAGGAAGGAUAGUGGGUUACGUGCUCGCCAAGAUGGAGGAGGAUUGCGAGGACAACCCGCACGGUCACAUCACCAGCUUGGCUGUGAAACGUUCCCACAGACGACUAGGGAUCGCGCAGAAGCUGAUGAACCAGGCGUCCAGGGCGAUGGUGGAGUGCUUUGGGGCGAAGUACGUAUCGUUGCAUGUGCGCAGAAGUAAUCGCGCCGCCCUCAACUUGUACACGAGCAGCUUGCAAUUCGAAGUGUCAGAGGUGGAGCCCAAGUACUACGCGGACGGCGAAGAUGCGUACGCCAUGAAGCGCGACCUCACCAGCUUCCAUCACGAGAAGGCCCUUCGGGACCGAGCGCACAAGGAGGGCAACGUUCACACGCACCUCGGCAGAUGUUGUGGCGAUCAUUCUUAGUUCAUUCGCCGCCUGCUGCUGUGUUGGUGCGAAUCAAGUCCAGUAUGUAUACCUCUGUUGUGUGCUUUCAUGCAGGAACCUGAGGUUUUCUUCAAGAAAGUAUCACCGAGUUAGGAAGUUGGAGCUGAAUACAUCUUUCGAGAGGAGAAAUUUCUUCUGAUCAAAAUUCUACCUAGCACAUGUAAAAAUCUUGUAUAUGCGUGAAGACCACUUGUUGUUAGGAUCAAUGAACGAUGAAGUUAGAGUUUGAUUUAUAUUUGUAUAUGAGUUACCGCCCAAGUUUCUCAUCCUGAUACUACCGUGAUGAUUCAAGCUUGCAGAUUUUAAUAUGAGAAAUAAAGGUUUCUGGAAAA